UUGUAUUCUGUGACUAAUCAGUUUUUGUGAGUUGGAUAUUACUGUUAGUAGCCAUAAACCAACGUGGGUGAUAUGUAAUAAUUCCGUGAUGACGAUGCCAUUCAGUUUCUCUGGUCAUGUUCGCACUUUCGGCUGUGGGGUAAUCGUAGUGUGGGGGUCAGUCCAAAAGAAUUGGUGGCUAAUGGUGUUCACUAACUGCUUUCCUUCUAGUUCUAGUCUGUCACGGCAAAAUUAGGAACUGCCAGCGCAGAUAGCCCUAGAGUAGCUUUGUGUGAAUUUCAACAAACAAAUAUUUCAGUGCACAUAGCUAUUAUAUUAAAACUUGCAAGAAGCCGAUAGCCAAUAUUGUGGAAACUUUAUUCAUAAUGUGUAAAUGAAAUCAGAUUUAAUUAUUUGCAAGUUUUGUGUUAGUAGUUAUUAACUAAUGUCGAUACUACAUAAACACAUAAGGAAGAUGCUGUUCAGUUCUCCGUUUUAAUCAGUUUUCUAUGGAGUCUUGCACACACUUAAAACAACUUUAUAAAAUAUAAUUUAUUAUUUUUAAUACUUCAUUAUUUCCUCUCACAACUUAAAACUGGUUCUUCAUGUAAAACCUAACUGCCCUGACAUCAUAUGAGUUGUAUUGUAGUGAUAGGCUGAUAGUAAUCAUAGUAUUGUUCAGAUUUGGAAGUUUUGAGAAUACAGUUUGUGUUAGAAUGAAUUUGGUUCUUAAUAGAUGCAUUUGUGAAAUUAAAUAAAAAUUUACAAGCAUAUUAUUUCGUUUUUGUUGAUUGUUAUGUGUGAUGAUGUUAAACAUUAAGAUGAAUGUAUCUUCAGUGGUACAGAAAAAUUCAUUCAAAACUGAGCAAGUUCUACCAUGCUCUAGUUCAAGUAAGCACCGCAAGUUUCCUUCAACAAAAGUGAAAUACAAAAAUGAGGUGAUAAAUCAGAUAGACCAGUUAAUUUGCCAGCAAACUUCAUCAGUAUCAGCAUUAAGGUUGUCGGCCCUAUUCAGCCAGUCAACUACCUAUUGUACAAUGAAAUCAACAGUAAAUUUCUUGACCCACAAUGAGUCCAGGCAGGUUGAACAACUUUUAAAAGAUGAUGACAACUUCACAAUUAACAGGAGGAUAUAAAGGAAGAUUAAGGACAUUUGUAUUCAAAAUAAAUGCAUUAUUUGAAAUGAAAUUUAUGUAAACUAAAAUUUGACUUUUGUUAUUGCUGUUGUCUAAAUGACUUGGAACAUUCCUGUCUAGUUUGUUUUCAAAUUGUAUUUUAUUGAUGAUAUUCAUGAUUGUUCAAAUAAAUUCAAAGCACAGACAA
Messenger RNA from Limulus polyphemus (Atlantic horseshoe crab), 1302 nucleotides. RefSeq lists its product as uncharacterized. The record is from RefSeq and is a predicted model, not a curated record. The coding region runs from base 783 to 1115 and encodes 110 amino acids. Lineage: Eukaryota; Metazoa; Arthropoda; Merostomata; Xiphosura; Limulidae. The transcript is spliced from 4 exons.